This is a messenger RNA of Plutella xylostella (diamondback moth), 2038 nucleotides long. Its product is annotated as homeobox protein six1. Lineage: Eukaryota; Metazoa; Arthropoda; Insecta; Lepidoptera; Plutellidae. Gene Ontology annotation, molecular function: DNA-binding transcription factor activity, RNA polymerase II-specific; RNA polymerase II cis-regulatory region sequence-specific DNA binding. The record is from RefSeq and is a predicted model, not a curated record. Gene Ontology annotation, biological process: regulation of transcription by RNA polymerase II. Gene Ontology annotation, cellular component: transcription regulator complex; nucleus.
UCCAUUUUCGAUGCGAGUCCGCGCGCACGUAUUUUCAAAUUCCGAACCGAAGCAUUUAAGGAAGAGAAUAAAAACUUUUUUCGUGUGUCAGCCAGUGUUAUUGUGAUCGGUUGCCUAAUAGUGCUCAGAAGAAGGCAUUUCGUGGGGAAAUUCAGUGUAAAACAGGCAUACGGUUGUUGUAAAUUGUUUAUUGUGCUGGCUCGUGUAUUUUUAGCUUUUACUUGGUGCUGUGUGAUGCGAGGCUGGUCUUAAUUUAGCGACGCACAUGAUUAUAAUAACUGCGGCGGCGCCAAAUACAGCAACUUUUCGUCUACAAUGAGAAAAAGACGAAAAACCGAAAGCCAUAUUUGUUUUCAAAACAAAUUCACAAAUAAAAUAACGUUCAAAUUAAAUAAAAGUGUUGACUGUGAAACCAGAUAGAGACUGGCAGUAUAUGAAAUUCGGAUAAAAACUAAAACUUUCAAACCUUCCCACCGUAUAACCCGAAAAACAACUUACUCCGCUUAGUAAACAAACUCGGUUUUGUGCUUUUGGAAACCAAACAUCAAAUAAUCGGUUUGUGUAAACGCUUCGGGGCCUGCCGCCUCCUGUGUACCUUUAAAGCCUUUAAAGUGCAUUUCAAAAACAAAUCAGUGAACGCAUUAAAAUACCUACUAACAAAACAAACUUAAAUAAACCAAAUUAAUUUCAAAUCUCACGCAACGCGCGCUAAACAAAAUAUUUUUUUAAUCUUACGCAACGCGGUUUUAGGCCUAAAGUGACGUUUGCGGUAUCGCGGCGUUGGCGCGAAAAUAGUUGUCUGUGAAUCUGUCAAAGUGGCCGGGGACGAGAACUUGGAAAUGCUGGGGGGGCCCGAGUGGGGCCAGCGGGAGGCCAGCCCCCCCAAAGAUGCCCCCCUGCCGAGCUUCGGCUUCACACAGGAGCAAGUGGCGUGCGUAUGCGAGGUACUCCAACAAGCUGGUAACAUCGAGCGCCUAGGCCGCUUCCUCUGGUCCCUACCCGCCUGCGAGCGUCUCCACGCACACGAGUCGGUGCUGAAGGCCAAAGCCACCGUCGCCUUCCACAGAGGCAACUUUAAAGAGCUCUAUCAGCUGUUAGAGUCUCAUACCUUCAGUCCACAUAACCAUGCUAAGCUCCAGACAUUGUGGCUUAAAGCCCACUAUAUGGAAGCGGAGCGUCUGCGCGGGCGGCCACUGGGCGCGGUGGGCAAGUACCGCGUGCGACGCAAGUUCCCGCUGCCCCGGACCAUCUGGGACGGCGAGGAGACCAGCUACUGCUUCAAGGAGAAGUCCCGCUCGGUGCUUCGCGACUGGUACAUGCACAACCCGUACCCCUCGCCGCGCGAGAAGCGGGAGCUGGCCGAGACCACUGGACUUACCACUGUGCAGGUUUCAAAUUGGUUCAAAAAUAGAAGACAAAGGGACAGGCAAGCUGAACAUAAAGACAGCAACGGCACCGGCGACAAGCAACUCGACUCAUCCACAGACGACGACAGCGACGCGCCGCCGCCGCAGGCCGCGCCGCCCGCGCCGCUCUACCCGCUGUAUGACAACCCGCUGGCUCAUCUACACUACCAUCACUCGUGACAGUACAGUGGCAGCUUUGAGAACUUUAAAUAAUGAAGGACUUACCUAUGUCGGCAGAAAGGAACAAUACACUAAUGUUGGCGUUAAAUCUAUGUCUGUCUCUUUCUGUUAGCAUACGGCCAAAGCAAGGCAGCAAUAGUAUUGUAGGCGAUGUCGUGUAAUGCCGACAUUAGCUUAAAGUUCCUUUGUGCAACUCCGUGUUAAGAUCUGAAAGCUUGUACAUACCUCUAUAAUAGCUGGAAUGUGAUGGUAGAUCACUCGUGAUAGUACAGUGGCAGCUUUGAGAACUUUAAAUAAUGAAAGGACUUUUUAAAAUCUGGAAGCUCGCUAUGUAGCUGUUGAAAAUCCCAAGUGGGAAAUUUUAAUGGGAACUAGGAUGAAAAUGCACAAAGGUGCCACGCGUGAGCGAUGCCAUGCUGGUCAGAAAUAUCCUGGAUUACCUACGUCUUGAA